AAUGAUUUGAUGGCAACUUGAGUUGCACGUUGCAAGCCUUUGCAAGCAAUAUGAUUCUAAACAUUUGCCUCAGCCUGGUAAUUUUUGGGUCGUCGAUUUCUUGAACAUGAUUCCUGUCUUCAUGGAUGUGGAAUAUGCGGUGAGCUAACCGCUAACGAACCACUUUAUAUCAUAUAUGGAGGGGUAACACGAGAUACACGGAUUGUGACUCACGACGGUAUUAAAACCCCCUGCCUUGGACAUGGACCCACAGAAUCCCCUUGAUUCACGAUAACAUGUUAGGCUUUUCUUCCCCUGUGCCUAUUAGCCCAAGCAUCCAGCAGUAUCCUUCUCUACAUGACGUGGAAUCCAGAUGGGAUGAGCGAGAGGGUGUUGCGGAUCUUCAGGCCAGUGUUAAUGGCUCUCCGAUUACUUUCCCCCCAUCCAAUCCAUUGGCCAAUCAUUCAUCUACAAUACCAUUACCACCAAGUGAAGACGAGCGGACUCCACGUUCUUCUAGCGUUGUUGUACCUAUGAGAUCUCCAGAUACAGAGAUCAACCAAGUUUCUUUCAUCCCAAUGACAUAUAUCCCAACACUCGAGCAACCACAACCUACUGAUCCUCUACAAUCGACUAAUGCAGUUGAUAAUCAUGAACGUCCCUCACCUCAUCACGCCGGACCUGAAGAAAGGGCUGGAUUCCGACCUUCCCAUGAUCAUGAUCGCAUUAGUGACAGCAGUAGCUCUCCGUUGUCACACAGUGAAAGACCGCCGUACAGAGUCAGAUGGGGUAGUUCAUUGCCUUCACAUUCUUCAUCUAAUGCACUCCCUGGCAGGUGGGAUACUCCGCUUCCUCAUCCUCCGUUACAUACAUCUUCGAGCAUAAAUCCUCCCCCGACCACAAAUCCUCCCUCAACUAUACCUCCUCCGCCCAUGUAUCCAUUUAACAUGACACCUUUGUGGAGCUCAAAUGGCCCUCCACUUCGAUCCCUGCCAAACCCCCCACUGUAUUAUUCCAACCAGUCAACGCCUUGGUAUUACACGCCACAUCCUCUGCCUGCGAAUCCUGUAACACCGUAUACCCUUCCUCCUAUGACUCCCAACCCAAUUAUUGCGUUCACACCUCGCUCUACGUAUGGACCCGAAACCGAAACAGCUUUCAGUAUGAACCACACACCUUCCCGGAUGCAUCAGACACCUUCCGGUUUCGAUACACCUGCGAAUGCCACACCUAGCACUCAUAAUAGCAUGUAUAGGCCCACGCCCGAAGCGCCUCGUAGGAGAACUCAAUCCCUCGAACCUGAGGAAACUACCUAUGAGCGAUACCAACCACGUGAUAAUAACGAUAGGCGGGGACCGCCCAAUAAUUCUGCAUCCGCAACACCUUUUUAUCAACGUUCGGUAAAUGAUCAACCUCACAACAGGUUCUAUCUUAUUGACGGAAAUGUUGAGUUCCGGGUUACCAAUAUACUGUUCAGAGUUCAUCUCCAUUUUUUCUCCCAAGCCCGAGUUUUCUUCGCCUUUCCCUACAUUCCCCCAAUCAUCGACCUCACUGCUUAUUGCUUCAGUCCAUCUGAGUUUAGUUCCUUGUUAACAAUGUUCUAUCCAAGGACGCCUGGGUCCCUUGAGAUACAAACUGUCGAAGAGUGGAUCUCGGUUCUCAAUGUCACCUCCGCAUUAGGAAUGGAAGAUAUCCGCACUCUAGCAAUGAAACGCAUUUUGAAGGAUGCUUCCCCUGUUGAUCGUAUCAUGCUAGCGAGCUACUAUGAUAUAGAUUCUCAAAUACUGGUUGCGGCCUUCGAAGAGCUCUGUAUGCGGUCCCAGCCUCUGACUGAAGCGGAAGGUAAAAAAGUUGGGGUUGAGGGUUUGAUUAAAUUGGCUAGGAUGAAGCAUGAGCUGCAACACAACGUGAAGAGGUAUCUAGAUCCUGUCAAGAUUGAUCAAAUGCUUCGUAGGCUAGUUGAAAGUCCCUGAAAAGGACAAAUCUGUGGUUACUAAUAU
Molecule: messenger RNA, 1979 nt
Organism: Lentinula edodes (shiitake mushroom)
Lineage: Eukaryota; Fungi; Basidiomycota; Agaricomycetes; Agaricales; Omphalotaceae
Exons: 4
Coding region: 276-1952 (558 amino acids)
Source: RefSeq, a predicted model, not a curated record